Molecule: messenger RNA, 15774 nt
Organism: Ochlerotatus camptorhynchus
Lineage: Eukaryota; Metazoa; Arthropoda; Insecta; Diptera; Culicidae
Gene: tweek
Product: transmembrane protein KIAA1109 homolog tweek
Exons: 20
Coding region: 142-15495 (5117 amino acids)
Biological process (GO): synaptic vesicle endocytosis
Source: RefSeq, a predicted model, not a curated record
AGAUGGCGAUCGUGUUUGCAAAUCAAUCUGUGAUGUUUAGUUUUUCGUAGAAAAUUGUGCUUUUUAUUUAAAUUCAUGGAAUAUAUUUAUGUUUAUUAGCAAGUUAAGAAGGAUUACGUCUAACGCAAACGCGGCAUCAAAAUGAGCUACGAAGUGUCGGAGGAGCCAGAUCUUAUCGAUCUGGACCUGAGCAUGGGUCAGUUCAACACGACUCAGUCGAUCGAGGACAUGAAACUGGACAAGAAUAUGGUGUGGUUGCUGCUGUCGUUACUCUCCUCGAUCGUUUGGGUGGUGUACAUCACAUUCUACAAUUCACGCGUUUUCGGCUACUUUAUCACCAAACUCGUCAAUCGGCUAUUCAUAAGAGAUGCUUAUUUCAAGAUUGGCUCGCUCAAUGUAAACCCUCUUGCCGGAAAGAUUAUGUUUCGAGAUGUUGUUUACGUCAACUAUGACUACACGAUUCGCGUGCAGGAUGGCUAUUUCAUAGUCCGUUGGUGGAGAUCGUACGUUCCGAAAGAUGUAUCGGAAGACUUGUCCCACUCGGACACGAGACUGUCGGUCAUGCUGAAUGGAUUCGAGCUGCAUGUGUACAAUCGAUCGGAUCUGUACGCCAAACUGGAGCGAACAUUCGGAUUGAAGCCUUCGAUUCUGAUGCCAACGGACAAUAUGAGUGCCGAAGAAAUUGCACGUUUCAAAGAGCGAGCAAUGAACUAUGAGAAUCAACGGCAGAGCAACGAACAGCAAGCCAAGGUGAAGAAGCCGAGGCCCGAAGCCAUGACUGCUACAACGUGGCGUGAUUUGAUUCCGGUGAUCAAGAUUGACAUAUGUUCCGGAAGGUUUGUGUUUGGAAAUCGUCUGACGCCGACAACGCUUUCGAUUUGGGUAGAAGAGGCGCGCUGCGUCUACAGCACCAAGCCAGCAGUGUCCAAGUUGGAUCAUUUUAUGCACAUUGUCAAGGCGAAAGUCGAGAAUGCGAAAGUCCUACUAGCGCCAAGUCCUAAGUAUACAGGAUUGGUUGACGAACCACCUCGAUAUAUGGGUGAGGGAUUUGUUGUCAUGAUGUCCAACAACAUUCAACUGUAUUUCUACAUGGACGAAGCCGGCGUUGUUCCGGAGGAACCGGUAACCUUGACGCUUGCAAAUGGAGACGUAGUGGAAGCAGCUCCACCCGUUUGGGGAAUCGACAUCAAAUGUGGCAAAGGCACCGAUUUCAGCUACGGUCCAUGGGCAGACCGUCAAAGGGAUAACUUGUUCAAGUUCUUUUUCCCUCCAGACUACCAGGCGAUGCAAGUGACAAAACCACCGAAACCUGGCGAUCGUCGAGAAAUGCAAUCCUUUGACAUAAAUCUGUGCACACUGAACGAAGCGACAAUCGAUAUUCUGUUUUCUAAAAACAAAGAAACAAACGCUGUUCAUGUGAACAUCGGAGCCGGUUCAUGUUUGGAAGUCACCCUUCCUUGGAUCACCCUCCAGGAUGGCUUCACAACCAAACUGACAGGGCAAUUGCUACAUGUGGAAGCUACAACUAGUCUGCAGUACCGAAGUCUCGCUGAAUGUGAAACGCUACAAUUCAACGUUAAAGUUCACUAUCCAGUCCGCUGGAACGAGCACCAAGAAUGGAGUAUAAAUCUGACAGGGACCAAAGCAACCGCCUACAUCGUUUACUCCCACAAAUACUUUUUCGCCGAUCUAAUCGACGAUUGGGCAUCCAAAACUCGACCCGACAUUCUCAGUUUCGUUCCGUACACGUGGAAGUUUGGUGUGAUCCUAAAAGAGUUCGAAAUCAUCACCCUGAGUAACGAGUUCAACUGGAUCGACUGCUCAAGUACGAAUCAGGAAAAUCACCAUCUCGCUUUCUGUGGUGAUCUGUUUGAUCUCGGUUUCACCUUACCGUUCGACGAUUUCCUCCCUUUGAAAAUCCCCAUCGUUUUCUGGAUUCACGGCGAAGGCCUGGAUCUCAGCAUGUAUCUCCCGGAGCAAUCCAGUACUAAACCCAUUCUAGUCGCGCUGGACAAAAACGCUCACAUCCUGACACGUGACGGCAGCAUAAAAAAACGAACUGACCUGAUUACGAAAAAGUGGCGACGGGUUUGUCUGCGUUCGGCCGGUUGGAUCGACUGCUGGACCGUUCCGAUUGUAGCUCUCUCUAUCAAAUACCUCUACCAUCCGAUGCCACCGCUCGGGCCAGAUCCCCAAGCGGACAUCACCACUCCCGAGAAGGAGGAGAUCCUGCUCAGUCCUAUGCGCAUACCGAAAAUGCGAAAAUCUCCAGCUAUCACGUGGAAUGACGCCGGACAGCCGCGAUUCGAUCCCACCAGUUUACCUCCGGAUCAAGUAUCGGUUGACGUUGAGAUCGGUUCUUCCAUAAUGCUCGCAUAUGGUGCUAUUUUGAGAAAUUUUAUUCAUCUGAAAGAGAACAUCUUCGGGGAGGAUCAAUCCUUUACAGAUAUGGAAAACUCGAACGCUAAAUCAAGCUCAACCGGGCGAAGCGGAGGUGGUGGUACUAAAUCAACUAGCUCAAAAGAUGAUCCGAAUAAAUCCGUUUCGGAAACGAGUGUCAAUGCGGACGAAAAACCGAAGCGAUUCGAUCCGAGACUGUAUCGUCCAUUGGAGGUCAUCGUAAACGUUACGAUACACGAUCUGCAGGCGCAUGUGAUAAAAAAUUGCAACGAAAAUGAUCCCCCUUGUCCGGUGGUGUUAAUCGAGCGGCUUGGAUUCGAGAUGAAAAAGCGAUUCCACGAAACGGAACUGCAGGUGCUGGUUAGUCCAUCGUUUCUCAUAUCGUCGGACAAUUCGAUCCGCCCAUCAAAGGACAAACACCUGAAGCAAGGCCACUUGCUGCUGUCGGCUGUGCAGGUUCGUGGACAUGCCAUGUUCAGCAAUGAAGGCCGCCAGCUAGACGAAGAAACCCUCGAAUACGCUUGGUUGCUGGAGGUGCAACUGGGAAAGCUGUCCGGUAAGAUGACCCUUCCCCAACUGUGCAACGUCGUAACCGGGUUGGAAACUUUGGCCUUUCUAACGAUGGAUUCGGAAAAUGAACUCAAGUCUCCAAAAACCGUCCGCUACUGCCACCACGGAAUUCCUACCAAUGUGUGCCCCCAUACCAAAGAAGAUGCCAAGUACCGCUGCCCAUCGACGGAGGACAUCAAGUACCGAAUGACCCGUGUAGCAAUCGAUGCGGUAGACUUCUAUCUGAUGGAAAAUGGCACCGCUCUGCACACGUGGAUGUCACCCAUUCGAAUCGCCACCUGCAACCUACACGGCCAGCAGGUGAAAUCCGGUGUCACCGGGUUGAUUCCCACCAUCCUUCUGCGGCAGUUUGUUUCCACCGGAGGACAUUUCAGUCACAGCAAUGGAAACUCACACAGCAACACCAACACAACUGGCAGCAAUCGAUCCGCCAAGAUUCGCCAUCAAAACUCCCUCAAGCAUGAAUCGGAGCAAAAGGACGAUACAAAUCCACUCUACAAACGAGUUGAUGAGCCGGGUACCAAGCAGAAGAAAACGUCCGAACAGCAUCAACAGCAAAUGCCGCAUGCACAUCGGCGCGAUUCCAAAGAUGAUUCGUACGGAUCGUUACCGAAUCGACGUAACCAUGAAUCAGAACAUUUCCGACGAGAUAAGGAGGAAGUCUACGCAUCUAUUCAUUCCACCACCCGGAACAGCAACAGGGAUAUCGAUUCGACGGAAACUUGGCUUGAGGUGGGCUGUCUCUCGCUGGGACCCGUAAUCAUUGAAGCUGCCUCGGCGUUGCCCAUCCCGGAACAUUGCUUGCAUUUGGUGCAGCACAACUAUCUAAAACUACACGACGAAAGAAACAAAAAACUAUGGUUUGUGUGGGCCAACAGCAGUGAUCCGAUUCGUUGCGGGUGCGUCGGAGGAUGUGCCUUCUUCGGAUCCAAUCGCAAUGGGCCUCGUUUUUUUAAACCUUCGGCCCAAGAUCUGCAGGACUUUAUCAACAUCGCCCGGUACCACAUUCAUCCGAAUCCACGCGAGUAUGGCUUCGGCCAAAGUCUACUGCACGACGAGCAACUAGUGUUCCACACGCCUCCGUACAGCAUGCAACCGGUUUCGCUGCAGGAAUGCUACGAUUAUGUCGGAAAACCGAAUCUGCGCCCAAUGCGACACUGUCCGGAUUCGAAGUCUCCACUGCCGCCUAAGCACGAGUCUUUCAUGACUCAGAAGCAGUGCGACGUUUCGCCUAAUAGUACGAUGAUACGAAGCGGAGGGGACAAAUCCGGAAAGUCAUCAUUGGAACGGGUUAAGGAAAAGGAUAGUGGUGGUUCACCGCUCAGCGCUGACCGGAGCAGAGGAAGACGCUUCUCAUACACCAGUGCAAGGCAAAAUACCAUUUCCCACGAUGUGCCGUACUAUCGCCUGCUCGAGUCCAGUCCAAAAUUCAACAGCUCCAAGAUAUCCAACUCCACGAGACAGGACUCCGAAUCGCGACUUCUCACGCCAAAGGCAAUUAAAGUGCAGGCCCCAAAAACCAGCGCAUCCGAUUCGCGUCUCACGAUGGAGUAUUUCCAGGGUGAUGACACAGCUAGUGUGCUGGAGGAACCUACAGAAUUGUCCCAUUCAGCACCCCAGCCGCACCCACUGGAAUCAGAUUCGGAGCACUCGCUCAGCCCCAAGGUAGCGGAGGAUGUCAUCAUAAGAGAUGUGCAACGAACGGUUUCCCUGACAUCGGAGAACCCUUCGGAGGCAUUCUUUUCCGCCGAUGAAGAUCUGCAUGCCUCACGAAGCUCCAGCCUGAAGGCUACCGAUCUGUCGACUAUGAUAGCUAAGAAAAGGUUUGCUUCCGAUCUCAGCAUUGUUGGACCUAACGAAAUGGAGGGAAAACUGUCGACACAUCGGAGUGACUAUGAGAUUCACACUCCAGAACAUCGCAGUCUUCCGUUGAGGCCUCAGUCAACAGCAGAGCUGAAUGAAGAGGAACGUCGGAUUCACGGGCUCGCUACACCUCUGCGCAAGUUCAGUAAUAUCUCACCACGACCCGAGUUCCGACAUUUCAAACCGGUUUAUGACGUGGACCCACACGAUUCGUCCGAAUCGCAUUCACUAUCUUCAAGUUCGUUCAUCUCGGCACUUUCCUCACAGGAAGACAUCACAUUGGUCAACCUGCAUAUGCAAAUCAAUCGACCGAUCGUUGAUUCGCCACUGCUGAUGGCCAGCUAUGUAACCCAUCUGGCGCAGGUUCGGUGUUCUAACUGGUCCCAUUGCUCGAUGCCCCUAGGAGCAGACGCAUUUUCAAUGCCACUUUUCCAGCAGAACGAAGAUGGUGGGUUGGUUUACAUCGGUGGUAAACUGGUUCCGCAUUUUGAUAACUAUUCGCACUGGCGAGAAGUGAAAAUCAUAUCGCGUUACGACGGAAGUAGCCAACAGUCAUCGGCAUCUGGAAUGUCCACGUUGCCUAAGCCACACCCAUGGGACCCGAGUGUGAUGGUACGCGGUAGCUUCGAGAAGCACGAGAGCAAGGAAAACGAAAAUGAAUUCCUGAGCUCGCAAGGUGAAACGGCCACUCGAAAUUCGGUGGUGAUUCGGUUCAAAGGUCAAGUGGAUGUCAUGCUAACGCCGCUGCUUCUGGAAGGUUUGCAAAGAAUGAUCGAGUCCCUCAUUCCGACUCUGUCUACCCUGCACCCCUUGACGAUAAUCAAUGAUGUCCAUGGUUCAUGCGUGCGCAAGGUUGAAGCUGUUAAUAUACUGAAACGUGAUCAAUCCCUAAGCUACUGGUCACAGGUUCAUUCCAAUUCGAAACGCUCUACAGCUGAGCGUAAUCUUCAAGGUCCAGGUGGUCCAGUUUUGACGGAUGUGUACGAGGAAAGCAUCUCUACCCAGCUACAAGGAUUGAUUGUCCUACCCAAGGUCAAUGUGACACUGAUUCAAAGCUCCGUGAUUGAGGAGGUCAUUUCCUUUGCUGCUCUGGACAAUGUUCAUGAAUUGAGCUGUGCCUCAUUGCUGGCGGUUUGUUUCGAAGGGGUGUCAACCAGAUUCCAUCUAGGAAAAACAACGAAAGCUUCAAUGCAUACUGUUUAUACUCAACCCACUGUUCGCACCGGUGGUCUGAAGAAAAGUGGUCUAAUUCGAGGAACAAGGGCUUUGUUAGCUCAUCUUUCCUCUCAAUCUAGACCGGAUAACAUUCCUGGCGAGCCAGUACUGUUGGAAACGUCGGAAAAGCAAUUGGAAGAACUCAUAAUCACGCUGGACGUGGGGAAAGCACACGCUCAAUUGAGAAGACUGAAGAAUGACCCAGUGGUCAUGCAAGACUCACAGAUUGUUAUUACUGCGAUUCCUGCACACAGGAGCCGUGCAAUGUUUGAUUGUACAAAGAUUCCGGAGGAACCUGCAACGGAUGGAAGUUCUGGUAUGGGGUACAUUAUGUUUGAAUGCGGUUUAGAAGGAGUUAGUGUAAAAAUAGUUAAAAGAUCUCAGUUUGAAAAAUCCGAAAACGCCGAAGAGGGUCUCAAACCCGCUCCUGAGCCUAAUCAUUCAGAGGCUAAUCAGAGCAGCAUUACUGGGAAUAACCCUCUCAACCUAGUAACACUCUUGAACGAAGCUGGUGGAAGCAUGGCUGCUGAAGCGUUGGCGAAAAUCGGAAUGAAAAAGCCUUCGACUCCGAAGACAGGUACUCCGAAGGACAAAAGUGCACCGGUCUAUGAAGCUCGAUCAAAAGAAAAGCUCAGCGAACCAAAAACACCUCGCGAUCGAUUCGGUCCUGAUGAAUCGGAUCAAGGCAAAGAGCAAAACCCUCAGAUAGGAUCUAAUGGCGGAGAUAAGGCUAUGGUCGCUGCAAAGAACGACAAUGGAAAGACAUCAUCGUGUGUUGUUGAUUUUAAAACGGUAUGGUUCAAUUUUGCAGCGCCACCUCGAACUCCAAUCACUAGAAAAAUAGACUACUCCCGCUUGGAUUGGAACCUGCUCAGUACAGCAUCGCCGGCCAUCACAGCUUGGAUGAAUCCGAGCAACAGAUUUGCUAUCAAAAUUGUAGCACUGAUGCGGGCAAUGUACGUCAGACGCACCGCUGUCAUGGUAGCCCUAAUGGCUGAUGCUUGGGAGCGACAAACUGUGCAUCGCCCACUGAAAAGCCGUUACCCAGGAAUGUUCACUCCACUGGCAAAAACCCUACAAGAAGAUCCUAGCUGCUUACUGUGUACAAUGUUGCAAAAGUACGUGCUAGAAGAAACGGUAGCCAAAAUCGAAAAUGAUCUCAAGCAACAGUAUGUUCCACAAUUGGGUACUCUAAGACAAGCUGUAAUCGUACUCAGCCGGCAAUGGAAGAAUGUACUCUACAAUCCGAUGUUGUUCGAGCACCAAUACAAAGGCAAACUAAACAAUCCCAUCAGUGUAACUUUUGCUUUGCCACAAGAUGAGGAUGCGGAAGAUACGGAUGACAUAGAUGCUGAAAACUAUCCGGUGGGUAUCAUCGAAAAUCAUCCUUUGAUGGAUGAAGAGAACGAGCGCACAAUGCUGCUGGGUCAAAGUGUGCAAACUCAUCCCCAUCCAAUGGCAGCCGGUUCCCAGCAGCAUCAUGUUAUCAAAAUACCCGAGGAACCGGUACAGAUCCACGUAACCAAGCUAGGAGACUCCCUUAACACCUCUCCCAGUACUAACAACUCCAACAAACUUCGGAAAAAGUCAUCGGUAAAGAGUUUUAUUCCUCCAGCAGCGCCAUCCUCGCGAUCUAGCAUGCAAAUGUUUCCGAUCAUUUUUGACAAACAUGAUCCCCAGAUUGAGUAUGGUGCCUUGAAGGAAGGGUCGCUGCCCUCGGUAUGCAGUUCUUCCGAUUCGAUGGAUAAGCCGUGGACUCCACCGCCAAAUCAGAAGGAAGAUCUCUACUCUUGGAUGGCCAAACAACAGAAUGGCAAUUCAAAGAACCAUCGUGAUAAGGAUAAGCUAGAGACUUCCCGUCAAACAUCGAAAAAUCGCCCAGAGAUUCAUUCAAUCAAGUUCAUGAACGAAAACAAUCGCAUCCUCGAUGCGCAUCUCAUCUUCGAGCCGAUGCUAACUUGCCUGGGUGUUAUGCCGCAACAGAUGAUCAACAACGUUUCAAAUACGGAUGUUUCGUCGUUGGACAGCCUCGGUACUAAUCUGUCGUUAGUAUGCUCGUUCGAUACAAUGCGAAUCGAUAUAGUGGUAAGCGAAGCGGGUGAUUCCAAGAAGCAGAAAACCAAAGUGGGUAAGAAGGGAAAUGGCAAAUUUACACUGAUAAUGCCAACAGAACAGCCUGCCUUCCUUUGCGAAAAUGUCGGAGUCGAAUUGGAGCUGCUGAAAAUGACGGACAGAUUUCCUGAUGAUGCAAAGCAGUACAUGCUCUAUGUAUCAAGAGGACAGCUGAAAAAACACACCAGUACUGUAAUUAAUUUCAGCUUGAAUGUACGUUACCUAUCACAGCAAGUAAACAUGCCGCUACUCCGUUUAUUACACCAAAUCACCAAUAUGUAUCAGAAUGUGAAGGAUGCCCAAAACGAGAUGCGCGAUCAUCCGGAACAUGGUAAACGAAGUGUUCCCUUGAAGGACGAAUCUAGUCUGGCCUCGGAGAUGAAUGAUCCAACCUUAAUGGGUUCGUUGAACGAACCGUUGAUGUCGCACAUUGAUAAUACAAUCUUUGACUACGCGGAUGAACGCUACGAUAAGUUCAACGAAGACAUCCCGUUCCGCCACGAGCUGCGACAUUCGGUGAGUAGGUCGAAGAUGCCAAGCCUUGGGCCGUUGAUUCCGCUUACGCCGUCGCCAAGUGCUCGCAACCGGCCGCAUAGUUUUGCUCAGAAACUCAGGAGCACCGGCAAGUCUGUCAAAGGUAAAUUAGGAUACACCAAUCUAAAUGAAACUAUACAGACGCCGAUUAAAGCUAGUCCAACGGCGUUGACCUUUGCCGAUGCUGUCUCGAGAAAUUCGUUGGAAGCAAAAAAUUCCAUCACCGGUGGUCUGUCCAGCACGUAUGGUGGACCAAAUGUUAAUGAAGCUUUUGUAGAUAUUACUGCUCCAUUCGACCGUUCAACUUUCACCGGACCGAUCCACAGCAUGCUCGAUACGCCAAAAUGCUGGAAGACGAUCUACCAUUUGUUGGAUCUCUACUCAGCAAUGCCGGAAACCAAGACCAUUGCUCAUCGUGUGUCAUUAUCACCGGACGCCGCCGGGCAAAUCAAGGCGCGUAAGUAUAACAUCAUGCACGAAACCAAAUCCACCGUUCGUGAUGAUGAUGAUGUUGGCGCAGGAACACCUCUACCAAAAGAUGUCGGUGUUGUAGCCCAAGAGCGUACCAGAUUGGUAGUGUUUGGAGUCGCGAAAAUUCAUCGAACACGACUUCUCGCUACCCUCAGCGGAUUGAAAUUGGAGGCGGAAAUAACAGCUCUCCAUUGCAGCACCACGUGGCGAAAGAAGUCCCGUCCGGCGUCAUUGGAAUGUUCCUUGACUGGCCAGGUUGGACGCGCCAUGAUAGUGCUGUUGGAGGGCCUCCCUCCCAAUCAGCAGACCGUCGUCAAAGUCACCAUCGGUAAAAGUCAAACCCUGUACUCGAGUAUAACGCGCAAAGGAAAGGACAAGAAUAAUGGCUUGCUCUCGAUCGGUAUCGUCAACAUUGACAUUCCGCAACAUCCGGUUGCUUUGCAUGGAAUGAUGACACGAGGUUCUAAGCAAAUUUCAUCGACACUGCAGGAGUUACGAGUCACCAGAACUUCUGGUAGAUUAGCGCGGCAGAACGAAGAACCAGAAUCUCCUUUAAAUCAUCAACGCGAAACUCGAGACAAAGUUCCUACCGCUAGAAAGCAGAGUGUGACGACAACGAAAGCGGCAGCAAAUAAUCCAAGUGGUUUGUUGCAACCCUUGGUAAUGCAGUUCAACGUCAUUCUACAAAGUUUGUCUGUGACAGCAGCGCUUCUACCUUCCCUUCAAGCCCAGUAUAAAAUGGAUCACGUGACAUCAACAGGUGUAACGGGUAGUAAGGCUAAGUUCACCGUAGAUCUACCGAACCAUACACUCAGUUUCACUACAAAAGCGCAAGCAACAGAAACAAAUCUACCAUCAGAGGCUUGUAUUGCCCUGCCACCCGUUCAUGUAAGCGCUGAAUAUAUUCCUGAGAGUUCUUCUGAGGAAGCUCCUAUCGAUGGAGUGGUACUGCGACAGGGAGGCUACCUUGCAGCUUCGGCCGAAAUAGGAGUUUUUGAACGCUGCCUCUCAACAGAUUUACUAAAUCACUUGGUGUUCGUGCAGAAGGUAUUCAUGAAGGAGGUAAACGAGGUUGUUCAAAAGGUUUACGGUGGAGAAAAGCCUGUGCCCAUUUGGUUGGAGGAUUGUGAGGACAGUGGAUCUCAUAUCAAAAGGUUACUGUUUUCGUUGAACAUACGAGUCAAACGGAUUCAACUGACUGCUACCACUCCUUGCAAUUCGGCAGUGAGAUUCGAAACUGGACAGUUGGACUUGCAUCUGUCAAACCGUGUAAAGAAUAUGGCCGAAGGAUCAAAUACCAAACUGUUUGGUAAAGCGCAAAUCGAUCUCAAUCUAUCUCUUGGCCAAAUAAUCAAAAACGUUAUAUUUGAUGAAGCCGAACCUGAGUUUCAGCAGUACGCUUUCUUCAAUACAACAAUUGGCUUACGAAACGCAUUCCAAGAGGAAAUGUUGAACGAUGAUAAGGAACUAGUGUUGAUUAAUCUGAAACGGCCACUUAUCUACGUACAGCCAAUCGCUGUUGACAAAGCCAUUUUAGUUUGGCUAAACUACAAAAAUGCGUAUGAGUAUUGGACGGAAAAACGCGCCAAUCUCAACAAGGAAGUUCUGAUGGCAACUCAGCAAGUAUUCGAGAAGGUACCGUUCGAAAAGCUCAGUCAACAUCUGGCAACUGCCAAUUUGUCUACAUUAUUCCUUCGGUUGACGGUAGAAGACAUGGGAAUAUGUCUACCGUUGCAUCAACCUCCUCAACAUUGGGGUAACCGAUCGGUUAAUGAUUUUGAACAGAAACGAGCAGUUGUCAUAACAUUAGAAAAUACAAUGAUCUCUGCGUGCAGCUGCGGCUCUCUAGUGUCCGAGGGAAAGUUCGUAGGGCUGUGCCUUCGCUUUGCUGAGGAUUUCGAUUCGUCUUUGGACGAUUGGAAACCCAACAUGAACGAUGCCAAUAUCAUGAACCUGUGUGUUGUUUCCGAAGGAACCUAUGAAGUGUGUUCACGUACGAUUGCGGCUAAACAUCCGGAUAAUGCCAAGUGGUUCCUGAAUGUAAAAUGGCAGAUGGAAGGAGUUGAUAUCCAUCUUGAUGUAAACAUAGGCAAGCAAUUGUCCUCUUUAGGUCACACCUUGACCAUGCUGACAGGUUCCGAAGAUGAAGACCCGAUUUCCUCCGAUACUCCAGACAGUGAUGAGGCCGAUCAAUCAGAAGAAAAUCGAGCCUCACAGGAGUGUGGUGGAAAGGGACGCAAAUCAAUUGAUUCACUGCCGCCAUUUUUGUUCGAUACUACACUGGACCCCAAGAAACGAUCGUUGCUGAUGGAAAAUGAGAUAGCAGAACAAACGAAAACGGUGAAUGAUUUGCGCUCACUUGGUGCUUCUUCGAAAACGAUCGAGAACGAGGAAAGGCGAUUGCAAGGGCUGCAAGCUAUAUGCUACAAAUACUUCCGUAGAGAUAUGCUACAGAAAUGGAAAAGACCAACAAUCAGGAAAACGAUGCUGAAAUCUACCAACCGUUCACGAUCAUUCAUUGCCCCAUCCCCCACUAGGGAAGAUCUGAUAGAACAGAGUGAAUUUUCCACAAUGAUAGAGGUUACAGGGAACGAAGUCCUGUUGAACAGUUUACAAGAAUCACCGAACACCGGUCCAUCGCGAACUGCUUCAUUGAGAGUGAAAAUACCACAAGCCAGCCGCGUUACAUUCACAGAAGCCAUGCGACAAUCUUCGCUGCCGAGUGCAGAUUCCGAAGCCGGAUAUUCCGAUUCUGGGUUCGAUUGGCCACGUUGUGACGAAUCGUCACUGGCUUCGGAUACUCCCGACUUGCUGGAAAUAGACGGCGAACAGGUUGAGUUGAGAAAAAAAAGUCCCAAUCAUCCGCAGAAGCAACAAGAACCGAACAUCGACUUUGAGUUGGACAUUAAGGUGCUGGUCAAUUCAGGCAAGUGCGUUUUGCACACGAAAGACGUUACGGAUGAGAAAAUGUCUACAAGUGUAAGCAGCACAAUUAAGCACCAUAAACGUGAGAGGAGCAUCGGAACCGAUUGGGGCAGUCCAGUUCCGCCGAGGAGAAGCAAGGAGAAAACGAGAUUGAAAUACAAUUCUCCGUACACCGCUCUGGUGGACUUGACCAUAUUCCACAUACCGGGAUUGGACGUCAAGUUGCAGUACCAAUCGCGAAUCAUCGACGACGAUGCUUCGCCUCGGAUGAGUACGGGGGAUCCAUUCGGAGCAACCCGUAGACAUGGUUUGAAGCGAGCAACUCUAUUCGCCUGGAUGACGCUACAAAGUAUUCCAGAGGAAACUAUAAUCUCACCACAUAUUCUCGAAUUCUUAGAGCAAACCCUUGAACCGAUUCCAUCGAAAACGAUCUCAGUUCCAUCUAAUCCGGUCAAUUUGCAAAUGCUGGAAAACAAUUAUGCAGUCUAUGCCAGUUUCCCUGUCGAUGUAGUGGUUUACUUCCAUAUGCAACCGUCAACGUUCCGUUUCUCGUGUCUGCCUGUGUCACGUGUUGAAUGUAUGUUACAGCUUCCAAGCUUGGAUAUUAUCUUCAGCUCGAAUCGACAAGACGAUGUACCAUCGAACAUAGGAUUGAGUGAAAACGAAGCAAGAUCGGCAGGUGGUUUGAGUGUUACUGGGUGUCUAGCCGAUUUUAACGUAUACAUAUUCCAUCCUUACGGAGGUAAGAAAACGAACCUGAAGGAAUCGAAUCAGUUCAGCCCUCUAGCCGACAGUGAAAGAAAAGAUUCACUCAGCAUUAAUGUGGAGUUUGUGAAAUUCCACAUAACACGGUCGAAGAAAAUCAAUUACGAGACGGGACUUAGCAGAAAAAUGUCUGAUCAGUCCAAAGCGGUGAUCCGUUUCUCUACCAUCGUGGAUAUAGGCUCGGCUUCAUUUAAGUAUGACAUGAGAAGACUGACAGAGAUAUUAGCUUUCCCGAAAGCAUGGUACCGCAGAAGUAUAGUGAGAAGAAUGUUCCUGGGAGAUCUUGGCAUCCCACAGGUUAGUAUGUGUGAUUUGGAAAGCGUUUCGGAAGGAAGCAGCAUGAAAGCAACUGAUACGGAACUGCCACCUGAUCGCCCGGAAACGUUAAGCAGAGACAAACUGAAGCUAAGCUUGGAAGAUGAUUUGCCAAAGCAUAGCAUGGGAAGUACAAGUUCGACAUCGACAACAGCGAAGUUGAGGGAUCAGAAAUCAUCUAGUAUGGACUCGAACACAUCACCGUCGGAUGUCAAUCAGGUCACUUCUUGGGAAACAUUGGUGCUAUUUGCUGUUAACUUUACCAAGCUGAACGUUCAAAUGAACAUGGGUAAUGUAAUGGGAAACAUUGUGUGGCUCACCAAAGCAUUUCGAAGUGAUGGACGGUUGAGCAUUGGCAGCACUGGUCACAAGAACAUGUACAUUGGUGUUGGGUUGGGAGGGUCGUCAUUGGACGCUAAAGGAGGAAUCGUUGGUGGUACAAUUGAACUGAGCAAGAUUGACACAUUCAUCCACAUUCGCGAAGAUCCAGGCUGUGAACCAGAUCAUAAGGUUGGUAUAAAACUGCUUGCGUUGGAGCUUAAAUUCGACUACAUGGGAACUAGCGUUCUGAUGACCAGAAUCAGCUCGCUUAGUGCUCAACUCAGAGAUCAAUGGAAGUUCUCGAAGGAUCACGAUUUCAGUAAUACACUUCCCACCAACUAUCCGGCAAUAAUUUUAAUCCACGGUGAUUUAUCCUGGGAUCAAAUGCAAAUGAUGAUCUCCAAAUCGACCACUGCUGACAUUCUGAAGAUGUUCUACAAGUUGGAAGAGUUUUUCUCGCAGCAAUUCAAAUCUUCGAAGCGAGUAUUCUCGAAUCUCGAACCCCGCCUGACGGUAAAUAACCGCACUAGUGUGCGUCGAAAAGAUUCUACAAAAAAGAAUUUAACCGUGCCCCAAACGGCAGCUGAGAGAGAAAUAAGCAUUCGCGAUGCACGUCAUCACCGUCACUGGCAACGACCGCUUAAACAAACCAAAGGCUUAUGGUUGUCCACGCUGGGAGUUCCGCUUUCCAAUAUAGGAACCGUUCUCGGAGGCACAAUGGAGUUACAUGGGAAAAACAUUUCUCUGGCCUGCUUUCACGGCAUAAACUUCAAAUCCAAGUCGUGGGCAUUGUUUAGCUUGAAAGAACCAUGUAUAAACUUUGCUACCGAAGCACAGCACGUCGAAUCUUCCGAGGAUGUACACGUCAUUCAAACGUUGACAUUCGGUUUGGGUAUGAAUUCUCAGCAACCGUCGCAGCACCACUCGAAUGCAACCGUUGUACGAAUGUCGAGAAAUGUGAUCUUUCCACCGCAGUUCAAAACGCUUCACGAGUGGUUCCAUUACGCUUUCGCCAAUAGUGAAAUCGAUGCGGUUGAUCGUUUCCCGGUGCUAGAACGCGACAAGGAACAUCACACUAACUCGAUCGAGCGUGCCCGAGGAGGUGGUGGAACUUCCUCGACGCACCCGAAGCUACAAGAUCCGAACCACAAUCGAGAAGUGAUAUUUGCGCUACCCAGCCUCCAGCUACAUUUCAAAACAGAACAUAUGCAAGGGGUCACCACACCGGACGCGUCUCGUAAGUUAAACAAACGAAAAUGUUUGCCCGAUUGUUCCUUGAAUGACAUUUUCUGCUUAAUCUUUGCAGAAGAAAAACCCCUCGUUGAAUGCAGUUUCAUAACUGAAUUCGAAGAUCACAUCUUUGUUACCGUUGAUGCGGAUGCAUUCUUUUUCCUUCACGAUUUGAUCACCUCUUACUUGAAAGAGAAGGAAAAAGUGCUGGGAACCAUUACUAGCGCACGUGCCGCCUCGCCGACUCCCCAUUCCCUAACCCCGUCUCCUUCACCGACUCCGGAAAGCCAUGCGUCGUCAUUGAAGCCCGUAAAAAGUGCUAUCAACUUGGGAACUUCUUUGACGCAUGACAUCUCUUCUAGUCCGUCGGUUGCCAAUGGAAGUGCGGUCAAUCUGACCGAUCUUGGUGCUUCUUCUUCGAGUAUCCGUACUGACGAGAAAUCUACCAACUCAAAAAAUAUUCAUAUCAAAGUAGACAAAUCCGAUGUUGAGCUUCCAAUCCGAACAGAUUGGCGUCAUUUCAACUGCAAAACUUGGCAUUUAGAGCCAACCGUGAGACUACUUUCCUGGGCGGGCAAAUCCAUCGAGCCAUAUGGAAUCGAUUACAUUCUAAAUAAGUUGGGAUUCAGUCACGCUCGUACUACUAUACCGAAAUGGUUACAACGUGGUGUGAUGGAUCCAUUGGAUAAGGUUGAGGCUAUGCUAAUGUUACAACUACUGCUCAUGGCAAGGGAAAACGAUACGGAUGACAAGGAAGCAGCAGUAUAUAAAUAAAAGGUGAGGUAAGACUUAAAUUAUUCACAUGCAAACAAUUAUAAACUGAUAAUCAUAACAAAAGAUAGCAAAUCAAUGCAACUGAUACACCACAUGGUAAUCAAUAGUAGAGGCGAUAGCAGUAGUUAUUAUUCAGUGGUUCAAAUUUCCUAGUCCGUGCUUUAAGCAGCAUCGCAAUAGCGCAGAUGCGUAUAAAAUUACACAGCUUUUUGUGUACCCACUGUUAUCUAAAUGUAACCACAAAUUAAUAUUAUUAUCCAUGUUCGAAUAAAGCAAUAA